GGUUUUUCCUUUUUGCUAUUUUGCGCCAACGCUUUUUGUAAACAACCAAUUUAAAUUUUAAUGUUUCAUCAAAAAAAGAUAAAUAAUUAAUAUUCGUGAAUUAUUUGCAUCAAUAAAUAACAUACUAGUAAGAAAUUAUUCAUUCAUAAUGAGCUAUUAUAGUGAAAAUCUUGGAAAUCGAAUUUUGGAACUUUUAAGUCAACCGACUGUUGAACGAUGUCCAGAACUUGGUUUACUAUUCGAUCGUUGCAGUAUUCGUGAAAUGCAAGAACUCUUUCCAAUCAUAGUCAAUUCAAUAUUUGAUCUCACAACCGGCGGCAUUGGUUGGGGCUUACGGGCCACAACCAAAGAAAACUCACCGCACGCUUUUGACAUUCUCCAUGAUUUCUUUAUACCUCACGGGCCAAUGUUUCGGCUUUGCUAUCGACUUUUAAAUGAUGCUAUUAAAUUUGAGUUUAGUAUUGAUUUAUUGCCGCAUAAAUUGGGUGAAAUGUUGCAAACUGGGCAAUACUCAAUGUUUUAUUCAGAUCUUCUGAGUGUCGAUCCAUUCCGAAGAUGUGUUACAGCGCUUUCCUUAAACGCCUUUGAUUAUUUUAUUCUCAAUUUUGCAAUCCAUGGAACAUUCGCUCUGCACAAGCGUUAUGCUGCCGCUUUGCAGGUACACAAUGAACGCAUGAAGACGGUUUACUUUUUUUUGUCAGCUCAAUAUUUGUGCACAUUCCUUCCUGAAAGUCCGGAUCAAGUUGUGAUGCCAACAAAUAUAUGUGCAACGGUGAAAGCACCUCAACCAAUGCCCGUGCAACCACUUCAGCCAACGAGGUCUCCCAAAUAUCUCAAAAUUCCAAAUGUUUCGCCAUAUUCGGCGGCAAACAAUCAGGCAACACGGACAGCUGAAUCACCUCGGACUUAUGCAUGGAGAACAGAAUCUGUGCUGCAUUUGUUUAUAGAUUCUUGGCUACGAUAUGAUGUAGAAGAAGCGAGAGAUCUUCCCAGCAGUGAGUUCAUCCGAGUUGUUCGAAUUUUAGUUAAACAAAUGCAUACUUUUUGCAAUUGUGCAUACCUUGACACCACCCCAAUGGCUUCGCUUCGCAAAAUGUCACAGCCAAUGAUGAAAGCAAGAAUUUUUCCAUUUCUAAAAAGCAUAAUCGCUCGUUGGCCCUUGGAUAGUUCUCUAUCGGUUGUCUUGGAACUCUGGCUUAGUUAUAUUCAACCUUGGAGGUACACCUUUGAGUGGCAGCAUAAUAAUCAGGGAAAUAUAGAAGUACCAAUAAGCAGUCGGUUUGAUAGUUUCAUUCAAGAUAAUCUUGCAAUUUACACGCAAAUCUUCAUCCAUAUUCUGCCCCGUUUCGAACGUUUGGACUUUACAACAUUUAGAAAUGUAAUUAUGUUGCAUCGUUUGGUCAAGGUAUUCAGCCAGACUUCAUUGCCACAGAAAUUAUACAAUUAUGAGCAGUCAUUUUGUGGAAAUAACACAUUCGGUAUUAAUCAUUUAGAUUCCCCGCAGAUGAGUCGUAAUUAUCGCACUCGUCACGACAGUUCUGGUGGUGGUGGUGAAUGGGAUAGUAUAUUUAAUGAAGAUAGCUACACUCCAAUGUUUGGAGCAGCCAUUCAAUGUGAAAUUGAACAUUUCAUUAAAUCAAUCAAUAUUGCAAAGAUGUAUGUUCAACAAGAAAUUCAAAUGAUACGAACAGAAAAUUUGGAAAAACAGAAUAAUAUUGGUUUCUUCGCAAGAACCAUGAGAAGUCUUUUUGAAGAUAUCACACCAACUGAGUUAAAAUUACAAGAAAUAAUUAAAAUACCUGAUAUAUUGGAUUUGGCAAUGCAAUCUUUGGGAAUAAUGUUUGAUGUAAGCAUUCCGGAAAUGUCAAUAGAGCAACUUGUGCCGAGAGAUCAAAGCUAUUCACAUGUCAACUUUUCGUUGUACGACAAUAGCGAAUAUUUGGAUAUUUCAAAAGUAUCGCCAAUGCAGAUGAGAAAUAAUGUUGCCAACAUUAAACCAACAAUUGAUCCGGCCUUAUUGCCAAUUCAAAGUAAAGAAUGUACUAUUCUUGUGCGUUUUCUACAUCAGGUUUCCUGUAAACUCAAUGAAAUGUUUUCCGAAGAAAUGCAAAAAAUUUGGAAUCGAUCAGAUAUUUGGGGUAAAAUAUCUCGACAAAUCUUAAGUCCCCCUAUGACAGCACAAUGGUUUGACAAACAAAGAGGUGUUAGUCAACUAUGUGAAGACCAACUACCACCAAGAAUAUGCCUACGCCCUUUGGCAUCGUAUAAGACUUUAAUUUUUAUAGGUGCAUCGCUUAUUGUUGGACAAAUCUUAUGGGGUGCUCCAAGUUAUGGACUUUUAUCUUUAUUGCUUUUAAUAACAACAUAUUUAUUUAUACUAGCGUUAAUUUGAUGUGUAAUGAAAAAAGUCUUUUUUUUGUUUUAUUUGUAAGUAAAUUUUUUUGAAUAUUAAAAAAAUUACGUGUAAACAUAUUUAAUGGUAAUAA
Molecule: messenger RNA, 2486 nt
Organism: Episyrphus balteatus (marmalade hoverfly)
Lineage: Eukaryota; Metazoa; Arthropoda; Insecta; Diptera; Syrphidae
Product: sphingomyelin phosphodiesterase 4
Exons: 10
Coding region: 149-2392 (747 amino acids)
Biological process (GO): ceramide biosynthetic process; sphingomyelin catabolic process; glycerophospholipid catabolic process
Molecular function (GO): sphingomyelin phosphodiesterase D activity
Source: RefSeq, a predicted model, not a curated record